GUGUCCCUUCUUCUUACCAACCACACAUUCACCUACUUAACGACAUCGCACAGGUCCUAUCUGACGGUGAUCUUGUCGAGAGUCAACACUCACAUUCUUUUGAAACCGACGCUCGUUACACUUAUAUCUCAGCAGUUAGAUAUCGGACAUGUUUACGCCUCCCCCGUCACCUUUCCCAUCCAAAAGUUCUGAAUUGUCCGAGCUGGAAAUGACUAAUGAUACCCCCACACACGCUAACCUAUCUGCGUUCCCCACACAUCCAUCCCAAUCCAAACAAAAAUGCACCCUUGCUCUUCGCUGGACGAUCAUAUUGGUACCAAUAACUCUCAUCGCAAUUGGCGUGUCCACACGAUUUUUUAUUCAUCCAACAGCAUUUGAUACCUUUUCGCCAAAUUCAAUUCACGAGUGGAAAACGUGGACCAAAAGCUUGACCGAUUGGUCACUGCAUGAGAGGCACAAACCUACCGAGAGCUCCCUAUGGCUCGCGAUAAUACCUGGCACAAACGCGUUACCUGUCAUCAAGAGGAGUACACCUUUAGCCACCCCUGCACCCACCGUUCCAAUAAAUCCAACUUUGCCAACUCCAUUUCCCCAGCCCUAUGACACAACUUUGUCGCCAAAUUUCUCCACCACAUCCUGCUACAAUUUCUUCCUCAACAUGACACAGACGAAUGCUUUACGAUCUUGCCGCCCUUUCUCACUCUUGCUCACUCGCUCUCAAGCAUUUAUACAGAAUCAAAAUAAUAUAAAUGCAACGAACAUAGAUAUUUGGGGAACGUGCAACACUGACCUCUCCUCAAGUCAAUGUGACCUAAACAUGGCGUGGUUUACAUCGUCACUACGUUCUUCAUGUGCUACCGAUUUGAGUAACCAAAACGCUAUGGCAGUCAGCACAUUGAUAGGUCUUCAAGCAUUUGACUUGAUGCGGCAGGCAGCGUGUUCCGUGGAUCCUGUGGCAAAUGCAUAUUGUUAUGUCGAAGCUGUGGCGAGCUCUGAUGCCUCCAGCUAUUAUUUCUACCAGCUACCCCUCGGACAGGCACUGCCCAAAAUCACCAGCGGGGCAUGUAACUCUUGCACCAAGAGCCUCAUGUCAAUGUAUUCAGCUGCUUUGAGCAGUGCAAACGCCACGAGCCUGACAGGAUUGCAGGCUACGUACGGUGACGCGGCAACCAAACUGAACGAUGCGUGUGGAUCGCCUUAUGCCCAAACUUCGACCGUGGCGUCCUCGUCAGCGCCGCCGAACAUUGACUUGACCAGCGUGGGAGGGACCUGGGCUGUGCUGUUGGCUGUGGGUGUACUAUCGACUUCAAUGUCGUCAUAGGGUCGAUUUGUUACCUGGGACAAUUUAUCGGCUGAUCGUGUUUCAUCGAUUUUUGGGCUAUUUAGUUUUCGUUUUCUUUGCGGAUCUACUCACAUGGGCGUGCGGGCUAUCACUCUGGACUUUAUUC
Molecule: messenger RNA, 1448 nt
Organism: Suillus fuscotomentosus
Lineage: Eukaryota; Fungi; Basidiomycota; Agaricomycetes; Boletales; Suillaceae
Exons: 4
Coding region: 149-1321 (390 amino acids)
Source: RefSeq, a predicted model, not a curated record